This is a messenger RNA of Vitis riparia (riverbank grape), 378 nucleotides long. Its product is annotated as thaumatin-like protein 1. The record is from RefSeq and is a predicted model, not a curated record. NCBI's taxonomy places the organism in Eukaryota, Viridiplantae, Streptophyta, Magnoliopsida, Vitales, Vitaceae. Gene Ontology annotation, biological process: defense response. Gene Ontology annotation, cellular component: extracellular region. The transcript is spliced from 2 exons. Bases 1 to 378 code for a protein of 125 amino acids.
AUGGUAUUCGAAUCCCUGUCUUGUCUUCAGAUCAGAUCUGGGUUGGGUUCUUAUGUCACUGGCGACUAUGGGUUAGGGACCAUCGAAUGCAACGGUGUCGGUGCUGCCCCGUCGGCGACACUGGCGGAGUUCACUCUCGGCACCGGCAAGCAGGACUUCUACAAUGUGAGCCUCAUCGAUGGCUGCAACCUGUCGAUGAUAGUGGAAGGGAGCGGUUGGUCAAGAAUGUGCGCGUCGACGGGCUGCACGGUGGAUCUGAACCAGGGCUGUCCAACAGAGCUGAAGGUAGGAGACGACAGCGUGUGCAGGAGCGCGUGCGAGGCAUUUGGGAGCCCGGAGUAUAGUUGCAGCAGCUCGUACAGUACACCUGCCAUCUAA